Messenger RNA from Brugia malayi, 687 nucleotides. RefSeq lists its product as uncharacterized. Gene Ontology annotation, cellular component: membrane. Gene Ontology annotation, biological process: carbohydrate transport. The coding region runs from base 1 to 687 and encodes 228 amino acids. Gene Ontology annotation, molecular function: sugar transmembrane transporter activity. The transcript is spliced from 6 exons. The record is from RefSeq and is a predicted model, not a curated record. Lineage: Eukaryota; Metazoa; Nematoda; Chromadorea; Rhabditida; Onchocercidae.
AUGACAUCAAAUGUCGAGGACGCUCCUUCGAGUCAGUUUUUGAGUUGGCUUAGCAUAAUUGCAAUCGGAACUACAGUGUGUCUUUUUUUAGCUGGUUUGGAAAUAUGCUGGCGUAUAAGAUCUCAAGGGACAACAAAUGGUAUCAGUUCGGCCCCAUUCCAUACGGGCUUUCUUUCCGGACAGCUAUGGUUGCAAUAUGGCCUCUUAAAACAUGACAAAGUUGUGGUAUUUGUCAAUUUAGUGGCUGCAUUGCUCUAUUCAUUAUAUAUUUCUUAUUAUUUCCUGAUGGCACCGUAUGGUACAAAGAACCGUUGCAUCAGAUUACUUUUUAUGGAAGUGAUAUUUUUGAUGAGUGCAUAUUAUUAUAUCCAUUAUUAUGGCUUACAAGUGGAAGUGAUCCAUUCACGUUUGGGAUUAUGUUGCGUAAUACUCAAUAUACUUACAGUUGCCGCUCCUUUAGAAGCUUUGCAUGAAGUUUUUCGUACUCGUUGCACAGAAACAAUGCCGUUGCCCCUUUGUUGCCUGACAUUUCUUGUGACAACGGAAUGGCUGCUAUAUGGAAUUCUUAUUGAUGACAUUUAUAUAAAGAUACCAAACGCCAUUGCAUCAGUGAUCGCGGCUGUCCAAUUGCUACCUUUUCUUUAUUUUCCCAGGAAUAAACAGAAAGCUACAAUCAUUAUUUCUUGA